AUGGUGAAGUGUUGCAGUACCAAAUGUGGCAAAAACGUCACAAAGAAAUGUCCAGGAUUGCAGUGUGGAAAGUGUGGAAAGUGGAUGCAUGCUUCAUGUAUCCCUAUAACGACCGAACAACUAAAUGCACUUUGCGGCACGGAGGCGGUAGAAUGGAAAUGCAAAACAUGCAAUCCGCAGUACAAAAACAAGCGCAUAUCUGCAAUUCUUCCCGAUCCAGAGGACGACGACAACACGGACACUGAGCAAGUCAUCCUUAUGAAAGACAGUUGUAACGAUUACCAAAAAAAACUCGAUGACUACGAAGUGAAAGUGAAAUCUAUGGAAAACCAAAAUAAAGACCUGCAAAAUAAAUACACCAAUAUACAACUAAAAUGCAAUUCUAUGGAACAAAAAUUAAACCAAAUUGAACAAACACAGUUAGAAAGUAAAAUAGAAAUAUGCGGAGUGGAGAAGAAGGAAAACGAAAACACUACAGAGAUCGCAAAAAAAAUCGCACAAGUACUCCAAGUAAAUUGUGAUGACGUCACGGGCGCUUACAGAAAGGAACGCCGAGCACCGGCGGCGCUACAACGAGGCCCCGCAUCCAUCAUCGUGACCUUGAAGGCCGGCCAGCGCGACUGCUGGCUUACAACGGCGAGGACCAGAACCAUCACGGGGCACGACCUUGGCCAUCCAGAGGAAUCCAGGAUCUUCCUACGCGAGGCACUCACACCGGCAACGGCAUUUCUUUUGUGGAAAGCUAAAAGCGAGCUCAAAAAAGACGAUAAAUACAAAUAUGUGUGGUGUAAAGGAGGCAAUGUACUUGUAAGAAAGCACGAUCAGGCCCGGAUCCAAACAAUAAGAUCCGAACAUGACGUGGAGAAAUUACUUAAGGUGAAUGGCUGAAACGCUGGUAUGUUUUUAUUUAUUUUUAUUUUUUCUUUCAUUAGUAGAUACACAUAAAUAUCGGCAUAAAUAAAUAUCAACACUCUUAUUUGAUGUCAGAUGAAAAUAGUAUCCUCGAAAGUAGCUUCAAAACCUGGAAUGAGUACAUUGACUCACUUACACCAGCACGUAA
This is a messenger RNA of Cydia pomonella (codling moth), 1060 nucleotides long. RefSeq lists its product as uncharacterized. The coding region runs from base 1 to 888 and encodes 295 amino acids. Lineage: Eukaryota; Metazoa; Arthropoda; Insecta; Lepidoptera; Tortricidae. The record is from RefSeq and is a predicted model, not a curated record. The transcript is spliced from 2 exons.